Messenger RNA from Owenia fusiformis, 1309 nucleotides. NCBI's taxonomy places the organism in Eukaryota, Metazoa, Annelida, Polychaeta, Sabellida, Oweniidae. The record is from the annotation of a GenBank genome assembly.
AUGGCUGAGGCAGAAAGAAAUUUUCGCUCAUAUUAUUAUGAUAAAGUGGGCUUUAGAGGCGUGGAUGAGAAGAAAUCUAUCGAAAUAUUAUUGAAGGAGACACCUCUCGAUCUCAGGAAGCUAGGACAAUUUUGUUUGCGAUUUCCCUUACCUGUCGUUUAUAGGAAUUUGGUGUGGAAAGUUUUGCUCGGUGUCCUCCCCAAGCAAACAGAUGUACAUACAUUUGCACAAGAUCAACUACUGGAGCGCUACAAUGAACUCCACCAUGCUCUAAAACUAAUGAGAAAAAUAACAAAAGAUACAGAAUUAGCAACUAUGUUCCUGAAAAUGCAUCAUGUUAAUGAAGGAACGUUACUGUUCGAUGAUGAUAAGAUGCUUGACGCUGAAGAAAACAAAGCAUUUCUGUCAAUCGCUGGUGCUAUGUUAGAAAUAGCUGAAAAUGAAACUGAAGCCUUUUGGAUGACAACUCACUUUCAUAAACUACAAAAGAACUAUGUAACAUCUUUACCUGGCAUGAUUGAGAGAACAGAGUAUUAUUUAAAGCGAGAAGACAAAGAUGGAAAACUUUAUGAGCAUUUAUCUAAACACAGAGUGCUCUCUUCUCUACCCAUGAGCCUUUGGUACAAAUCAAGCUUUGCUGGAGUACUACCAGAGACAUCUUUUGAAAGAAUAUGGGACAAGGUGAUAGGAGGUUCUUGUAAGAUCCUAGUAUUCCUGAUGGUUUCUACACUAUUAACAUUAAAGAGACCUCUGCUUAGUAUGAACUCAUCACAGGAAAUCGUGCAAUAUUUGAAUAAGAUAUCGUCUGACAGUGCUGAUAUUAUAGUAAGUAAAUCCUUAGAUCUCUGGCAGAAGUAUGGAAGUUUACUAUUACCUUCUUCCAAAGGUAAUUCACCAGUUGUUAUCCAAGAAAGACCACCUAGCUAGCUAGCAUAUGUGAUACAAGCUCGCAAGAUGUUAUCCAAGAAAGACCACCUAACUAGCAUAUUUGAUAAUCAGUUGUUAUCCUAGAAAGAUGAUACAAACUUACUAGAUGUUAUCCAGAAAUAUGUGAUACAGACUCUCCAGCUGGAAAGACCUAGCAAACAUACAUGUAUGUGAUACAAACUCACCCAAAGUUAUCCAAGAAAGACUUCCUAGCUGGUAUUUGUGAUACAAAUUCACUAGAUGUUAUCCAGAAAUAUGUGAUACAGACUCUUCAGCUGGAAGGACCUAGUGAGCAUACAUGUAUGUGAUACAAACUCACCCAAAGUUAUCCAAGAAAAACUUCCCAUCUCGUAUUUGUGAUACAAAUUCACUAGAUGUUAUC